Molecule: messenger RNA, 1737 nt
Organism: Zea mays
Lineage: Eukaryota; Viridiplantae; Streptophyta; Magnoliopsida; Poales; Poaceae
Source: RefSeq, a predicted model, not a curated record
CAUUUUAUACCUUAUUAUCUGCUGCUGAGCAGCAGGGCCCAGGUCAGUGUCAGCACUGCGGCGACGGAGAGUGAAGCAAGACGGGGAGCGGCCGGGAGCAGUGCAUGGUGUGGUGGUGGUGGUAAAAGGACGGGGAUUGGACAGCGACGCUGAUCAUUUAUGCCGCCGUGUAAAUACCCACCACAAGCAGCUAGCUUCGCAGGUCGGCUUCCACAUCUCUCUCAUUCUCGUCUCCCCCCACUGCUAGCUGCUGCAGCUCUCAAGCUAGCUGGCAGCUAGGGUUUACACCGAUCCGGGGUCCGGUCGCCGCCGGCCGGCGGAAGCGGGCAAUCGAGCUCCGCGACGUCGAGAUCUGCUUAAUUGCUAGGUGGUCGCCGCGCCGGCAGCCCCGGCACAGAGAAAGUCAAUUGCUCUUUGCAGGGGUUGCUGCUCGUUUUAAAAGAGAUCCUUUGCAGUGGAUGAUACACCGACACGCAGCUAGCCAGCAGGGACACCGCGAGAUGGCGGGCGCCGUCGGGCUAACAAGACGAUGAUAAGGGGCGGCAACCACCAGCAGGCGGCGGACGUCGAGGAGGAGCUAGCCCGGAACAGCAGGCACGCCGCCGCCGUGGCGACGUCGCGGCAAUGGUCGGCGCAGACGGAGUCGCGCAUCGUGCGCGUCUCCCGCGUCUUCGGCGGCAAGGACCGCCACAGCAAGGUGAAGACCGUCAAGGGCCUGCGCGACCGGCGGGUGCGCCUCUCCGUGCCGACGGCGAUCCAGCUCUACGACCUGCAGGACCGCCUCGGCCUCAACCAGCCUAGCAAGGUCGUCGACUGGCUGCUCAACGCCGCGCGCCACGAGAUCGACAAGCUGCCGCCGCUGCAGUUCCCGCCGCAGGACCUCAUGGUUGGGCACCUGACGCCCCACAACAUGCCGCUGAUGGUGCACGACGAGAAGUUCGGACACCUCGCCGCGGCCGCGGCGCUCGCGAGCGGCGGCGGCGGCGGCGCCAAGGUCAGCCAGCAGGGCAACGUCGUCGACGUCGACGGGACCGGAGCCCACCACUUGGUGGGGAGGUUCCCCGGCGGCUACCACCGGUUCAUGGAGCUGAACAGCGCGUUGGGCAUGGUCAGUGGCGCAAUGGCGCCGCCGUAUAACAACAACUACACCGGAGAGGCAUGGAAUAACAGCGGCGGCGGCGUGCAUGACAGCGGCUCGCCGCAGAUCGUCGCCGCAGCCGCUCACCACUCGCCGUUCCCAUCGUUGCUCUCCUUGGCUCCACGUCCGCAUCAGCUGGCGUUCUACUCCUCGGAAGCUGAUCAGCAGUUUCAGGUGGAGAACCUUGGCUCGCAAAGCCUGUCCUUGAGCUCGGCGAGGGCUUACCAUGAUCAGGCUAGCUAGCGGACUGCGUACUGGAACGACUCUUCGAUCGAGAUUAAGGUAGCAAUAAUGCUCACUGAUCCCAAAAUUCCCAAGUACAAUAUACUAUCUAGCUGUGCAAGAGUGUGCAUGUCAGAGUUUCCAAGUGCCUUUUAAGGAUCGGAUCGGAGGCAGUUAAGCUUGUGAUGAUUUCAUAAUUAGUAGUAGACCUGAAACAGAAUAAAAUGUGCGGGGCUUGAUCUUGAAGCGUACGUGUGUGUGCCAUACGAAUUUGUUACUUCUUUCAAUACACAAAGGAGUAAUAUUAAUCUGUAUGCUGGCUUGUAGAAUAACAAUAUAUGGUUUGCUAAUAUUACGGUUUUAGUUAUAACAUUUUA